Messenger RNA from Arachis ipaensis, 1014 nucleotides. Its product is annotated as nuclear transcription factor Y subunit B-3. Gene Ontology annotation, cellular component: nucleus; CCAAT-binding factor complex. Gene Ontology annotation, molecular function: DNA-binding transcription activator activity, RNA polymerase II-specific; RNA polymerase II cis-regulatory region sequence-specific DNA binding; protein heterodimerization activity. Lineage: Eukaryota; Viridiplantae; Streptophyta; Magnoliopsida; Fabales; Fabaceae. The record is from RefSeq and is a predicted model, not a curated record. Gene Ontology annotation, biological process: regulation of transcription by RNA polymerase II.
UAUUAAUUAAAUAGCAUAUUAUAACAACCUCUCUACAGAAGCGCAGUACGAUUUUUCCUACUGGCUAGCCGCUAGCAAGUUAAAUAAUUAGGGUUGCAAGUUGCAAAGUAAGUAAGAAAAGAGGUUGAGAGAGAAGAGAAGAGAAAUUUGAAGCGAGUUUGAAUGAUGGGUGAGUCAGAUAACGAGUCAGGAGGUCAAGGAGGGAACGAGUUCUCAUCAUCAUCAGGAGGUAGUGGACUAUGCAGAGAACAGGACCGCCUUCUUCCGAUUGCCAACGUCGGCAGAAUCAUGAAGAAGGCACUUCCGGCGAACGCCAAGAUCUCAAAGGAGGCCAAAGAGACGGUGCAAGAGUGCGUUUCUGAGUUCAUAAGCUUCAUAACAGGGGAAGCUUCUGACAAGUGCCAGAAGGAGAAGAGGAAGACCAUCAACGGUGAUGAUCUCUUGUGGGCCAUGACUACGCUCGGAUUCGAGGAUUAUGUGGAGCCUCUCAAGAUUUAUCUCCAUAAGUACAGGGAGAUGGAAGGUGACAAGACUCCCAUCGUUGGUGGCGGCAGACAGCACCACUCUGAUGAUCACGCCGGUGAUGACGCUGCCACCGCCGGAGCCCUUUAUGGUGGUGUGCCUUCUACUAUGAUGAUGAUGAUGGGGGGACACGUGUAUGGAUCUGCGAAUAAUGGAUCAGCAUCUUCUGGAAGAACUACUAGGUAGCACUUGUUCGUUACCUCUUUAAUUAUUAUUAUUUUUUGUUUUUUAUGACUCUAGAUUACACUACUUUCUUGCUUGUAAUCUUGUUCUUAAUUAAUUAAGAUAUAUAUAGACAUUAUUGUGGAUUAUUCUGGAUGGCGAUUUAGUUUGGAAUACAUAUAUACAUUAGGCUUGUAUAGUUGUAUUUCUUUAUUCACUCAUUUUUCUUUCUGCAGUAAGAGUAAGUGAGAAGAGUAGUUAAGCUGUUAAGAAAAUUGGAAAUUCUGAAAUUAUUGAAUAUAUUUAUCGAAUUACGAAGCUAGUUAGCUA